AGGACCCGGAUGUGAUUCCGCCGAGCAAUGGCGGCUGAGCGGAUCCGGGCUCCGUCCCACAUGUAAACAACACAUUAAGCGCUCUCCUUUGUUUAAGAAGAGCAAAACCAGCCGCGAUCAGGAGCAUGAGCUUAUCGCACAAGAGUCGACUCAUCUGAGCACCAAAAUGUCGAUGGAAGAUCCGUUUUUCGUGGUGAAAGGAGAGGUGCAGAAGGCUGUGAACACAGCUCAGGGGCUUCAUCAGAGAUGGAUGGAGCUGCUACAGGACCCGGGUGGAGCCAGCAAGGAGGAGGUGGACUGGACCACCAAUGAGCUGAGGAACAGUUUGAGGUCCAUUGAAUGGGACCUGGAGGACUUGGAUGAGACUAUAAGUAUUGUGGAGGCUAAUCCAAAGAAGUUCAAUCUUGAUGCGAUGGAGCUGGCCAAGAGGAAAGCCUUCAUCACUAGCACAAGGCAAACAGUCAGGCAGAUGAAAGACCACAUGGCUAGUCCGAAGGCAAUUACAGUGUCUGAGAGGAAAAAUCGACAGACUUUAAUGGGUGAUGGUGGGUCUCGUGGCCCAAUCUGGCAACCCAAUGCUGAUAAGUACACCAGACUAGACCGGGAGCUGCAGACGGCAAACUCACAGUUCAUCGAGGAACAACAGACCCAGCAACAGCUCAUAGCAGAACAGCAGGAUGAGCAGCUGGAGUUGGUAUCGGGAACUAUUGGUGUCUUGAAGAACAUGUCCCAAAGGAUCGGCCAAGAGCUGGAUGAGCAAGCUGUAAUGAUGGAUGAUUUUUCACAUGAGAUGGACAGCACUCAAUCCAGACUGGAUAACGUCAUGAAGAAGCUGGCUAAAGUUUCUCACAUGACCAGCGAUCGGCGACAAUGGUGCGCUAUUGGCAUUCUUCUGGCCAUCCUGUUUGUCGUGAUCAUCUUCUUCAUUGUUCUGUGAACAGCACUCCUCCGUCCUCUGCCACUACUCCUGCGAACGGUCGCUCCAGCGAAGGUGCUUUGGAGACAAACAAACCCUUUCUCCAUCUUUAGUCCACGAUACAGUAGAAUGCUGCUGCUUCGUAACCUUUUUGCUUUCUUAUAAACAACCCAGGCUGAAAACGAAUGGGUAACAUGGCGUGUAAAAACAAGGGCUGUUUUUUCGCAAGCGCAUUUUCAGUUUGGCGAUAAUAUGGUCUGAAUCAUUUCAUACGAGUUGUGUCGUAAUCCAGGGUAAAUCAUUUCUUUCCAAUGGACCAUGACUUUUAAUGCUUAAAGGGAUAGUUUGGCCAAAAAUGAAAUUACCCCAUGAUUUACUCACCCUCAG
Messenger RNA from Sinocyclocheilus anshuiensis, 1303 nucleotides. It is a transcript of the gene stx6, whose product is annotated as syntaxin 6. The transcript has 8 exons. The coding region runs from base 167 to 937 and encodes 256 amino acids. Gene Ontology annotation, cellular component: membrane. Gene Ontology annotation, molecular function: SNAP receptor activity. The record is from RefSeq and is a predicted model, not a curated record. Gene Ontology annotation, biological process: intracellular protein transport; Golgi vesicle transport. NCBI's taxonomy places the organism in Eukaryota, Metazoa, Chordata, Actinopteri, Cypriniformes, Cyprinidae.